AUGCCAUCGCCAGGCUUCCAAGCUAUAGUUUUGUGUGGCCCCGGGGUGUCGCUGACCACAUUCACCGCCAGCCCGGAAGACUUUCCCAAAGCCCUCGUUCCCAUAGCCAAUCGGCCCAUGGUAUGGUACCCGUUGGAUUGGUGCUAUCGCAUGGGAAUUACGAACAUCAAACUCAUCACCCCGCCUUCUUCAGCCGCGGCCAUCACCACAGCCCUUGCCCAAAACCCGCACCUCACAUCCCUUCCCCUCCCCAAGCCGGACCUCCUCGCCCCCUCCUCACUCUCCCAAAACACGCCGACCGCUGAAAUCCUCCGCCAUCCCGAAAUCCAAGCAGCGAUCAACGGCGACUUCAUCGUCCUACCCUGCGACCUCGUCUGUGGAUUACCCGGCGAAUCAUUGCUCGAAGCAUGGAUGAUCCACCAAGGUGGGCUGGGCGGAGCGAGCCUGGAAUCUGAGGGGUAUCGGGGGGCGAAAAUGGGGCUAGGUGGGGAGGGUGGUGGAAGGAGAGGAGGGUUAGGGGUAUGGUUCGAAACCAAAGGUGAGGACAGCGUCAAAGGUGCCGAGACGGACUUUGUGAUCACGACAUCCUUACAGCAACCCGCGGUGCCUCCACCAGAAGGCUCCCUGAGACCACACAUCUCGAAGCUGCUUUACGCCACGACGACGGAUACACUCCGCGAUAUUACCGAAGAGAAGAAAGGAUUUCCUAUCCGCCAUGGCCUGAUUGGCAAGCAUGGCCGGGUCAAAAUGCUCACCACCCACCGCGAUGCACACAUCUACUUAUUUCCUUACUGGGUCCUUGACAUGAUCAAGCGGAACGAACACUUCGACAGUAUCAGCGAAGAUGUCGUCGGCUGGUGGGCUAAAGCGGGCUGGCAAGAGGGUUUAGCCGAGAAGCUUCGUCUGCGCGAAGUCUUCGACCCGACACACUCCUCUGGGGAAGGCAGAGAUGGUGAAAAUGGCAUCCAUGCGAGUGGGAACAUCGAAGACGAAAUCGACCUGGCGAGCAUGAGCAGUACGAAUGUCAGCGCGCUCAAAGAGAGAGAGUCAGCAAAAGCACCCCUCUCAGUGCCACCAUUCCUAUCUUACGUGCACCCCACAACUACAGCCACCACCUCUUCACCCCUAAUUCGCCGCGUUGACACGCCUCACCUCCUCCUGCACACCUCCCUCCACCUCGCUACCCUCCCACCGUCAACAAACCCCCCACCAAACACAUAUGCCACAGGACCCAGCCCGCUGUCCCACUCCCAGAAGAUCUCCACCGACCCAUCGCUAAUCGCACCGCACACCAAUAUUCAUGCCCCAACAACCCUCAUCGCCCCAAACACAACAGUCGCCACCCAUUCUGUCAUAAAGUCCUCUGUCAUCGGCGCCAAUUGUGUGAUCGAAGAGGGGGUGAGGUUGACAGGAUGUUUGCUGAUGGACGGUGUUACCGUAGGGGAGAAAGCCGUACUGCAGGGUUGUAUUCUAGGAAGAAGAUCUGUAGUAGGCAAGGCAAGUAAUCUGAAGGAGUGCGAGGUUCAGGAAGGUUAUCAGGUGGAAGAGGAGACGGAAGCCAAAGGGGAGAAGAUGAUGGUUUUUGAGGGACUGGAGGAAGGACUGGGAGAGGAGGAAGAUGAGGCGGGUGGAGAGGGUAUCCUUCUUGGGGAUGAGUGA
Molecule: messenger RNA, 1659 nt
Organism: Letharia columbiana
Lineage: Eukaryota; Fungi; Ascomycota; Lecanoromycetes; Lecanorales; Parmeliaceae
Exons: 2
Coding region: 1-1659 (552 amino acids)
Biological process (GO): cytoplasmic translational initiation
Cellular component (GO): eukaryotic translation initiation factor 2B complex; guanyl-nucleotide exchange factor complex
Molecular function (GO): translation initiation factor activity; guanyl-nucleotide exchange factor activity
Source: RefSeq, a predicted model, not a curated record